AUGAGCUCUGGGAUGAGCAGCCAGGCUGAAGGGGGUGCUGAGAAGACGUCCUGGCCGGAGUUGGUGGGGAAGUGCGUGGAGGAGGCCAAGAAGGUUAUUUUGAUGGACAAGCCGGACGCGAAGAUCGUCGUGGUGCCGGCGGGGUCACCGGUGACCUAUGACUACCGCACCGACCGUGUCCGCCUGUUCGUCGACACCGUUGUCGAGGUCCCCCGUGUUGGCUAG
This is a messenger RNA of Lolium rigidum, 225 nucleotides long. Its product is annotated as subtilisin-chymotrypsin inhibitor-2A-like. The record is from RefSeq and is a predicted model, not a curated record. Gene Ontology annotation, biological process: response to wounding. Lineage: Eukaryota; Viridiplantae; Streptophyta; Magnoliopsida; Poales; Poaceae. Gene Ontology annotation, molecular function: serine-type endopeptidase inhibitor activity. The coding region runs from base 1 to 225 and encodes 74 amino acids. The transcript has a single exon.